Trichobilharzia regenti is the source of this 906-nucleotide messenger RNA. Lineage: Eukaryota; Metazoa; Platyhelminthes; Trematoda; Strigeidida; Schistosomatidae. The record is from the annotation of a GenBank genome assembly.
AUGAGCAUUUAUCGCAUCGGCAUAGAGUAUCUUUUCCUUGUGUUAACCAUCUUUCAGAUUGUUUCAUGCUCAAGAAGACAGAGUCCUAAGUUUUCAGCUAAUUCAAUAAAUAGCAAAGUAAAUAAUGAAUUGAGCAAUUUUUUCACACAGCUGUAUAACAUGGAUGAAAAUGCAGCAAUCGAAGGCAAAGAUUAUAGACUGAAUUUACAAGGUCAAAUCCCUAGCGGUCAAGAUUCACUUGAUAAUGCACCUAAACCACUCUUUGAAUACGUUGAUGAGGCUGCGCUCUUAAAGAGACCAACAUUUUCAAGCUUUAUUUCCUUGUUGGAUAAUUACAAUCCUAAUGUUGGUGUCAGUGAAACUGUUACACCGCAGCAAUCAAAAGAAGAGGAUAAUUUUAUUAAAGAACUACUUAAAACAAAUAUCAUGAAAACGACUUAUGAAUUUCUAUCAAAAAAAGGAAAAAUAUCAGGAUCAUUAGAUGAUUUUGGGAAAAUAUUGAAAGAUCUUUGGUUUAAAAGAUACAACCGAAGAAGCCCUGGAGAUUCAUCUGCUUUUGAGCAUGUAUUCGUCGGUGAGCACAAAGGGACUACUGUUCUUGGAUUGCAUAACUGGAUCCAGUUUUAUCAAAAGGAGAAGAAAAAUCAGAUAAAUUAUUCUGGAUGGAAAAAACGGGCAUGUAACAAUAAACUGCUAAGUGUAACAUUUGUCGAUCAAAAGAAAUAUAAAAAGCCAAUGGGAAGUGUUUUCAUAGGAUCAUCUCCAGAAUUUGAAAUAGCUGUUUAUACAACUUCAUUUCUAUUACAUGCUAAGUCAACAACUGAUGUCCUUAUAGCUAACUGCAAACUACGCAUAACAUGCUAUAACUUAGCAACCAACGAAAUGAGUACCUGUUACAUGGGAUAA